AGAACACUCGGGAAUCACCUCGACAGGAUCUUUGUUUUCUUCUAUGGAGUUGGUGAUUCCUGAUUGAUCUACAAAGUUCUUCCGCACCUAUAUAUAUAUGCAUGCAGCGAUCUUCCAAUCCAAUCGAGUUUGCAAGUUGAAGUAAUUGUGUAUUUUCUGGAAGUAUUAUCUCAUGGCGGCUAAAGCAUUAGUUUCCACUCCAUUUGCAGCUAACGGCCUCGUCGGAGCAACGACGAGAGCUUGCCGUGGGCCUUGCUCUGUGUUUUUUCCUUCUCGAAGGAAAUUAUGCCUUGUUACGGCUCAGGCCACCGGAGAUAACAAAGACACUGCGGUGGACGUGCAUCAUGUCGGCGGUGGUAGCGGCAGCAACAACCAGAGCACCGCCGUGGAAAGGCGACCGCGUAGGGUCGGGCUCGACGUAUCCCCUUUCGGCUUGCUCGACACGCUAACGCCAAUGCGAUCGAUGCGCCAAAUGCUGGACACAAUGGACCGAAUAUUCGAGGACGCCAUGACGUUCCCAGGAGCAACAACCAGCAAGAUGCGAUCCCCUUGGGAUGUUAGCGAGGACGAGAACGAAAUCAAACUACGAUUCGAUAUGCCAGGACUUGCCAAAGAGGACGUUAAAGUCUCGGUGGAGGACGAGGAGCUGGUGAUCAAAGGGGAGAAGAAGGCGGAGCAAGGGAAGGACGAUGGCUGGCAGAGCAGUUCCCAUAGUGUAUACAGCACCAGACUGCGGCUCCCGAAUGGCUGCGAGAAGGACAAAGUGAAGGCAGAGAUGAAGAAUGGAGUUCUAAACAUUUCCAUUCCCAAGGCCAAGGUUGAGAAGAAAGUGAUCGAUGUGGACAUUAGUGGAUAAGAGCCUCCUCCAUUUUAGGAAUAGAUGAGAGGCUUGGUUUCCAAUUCGGCGUGGAACUGUCCAUCCCGAUCACAAGAUUCUCCAAUGAUGUCUUCUUCGCUAAAAGCUCCUGAAGCUGCUGUUUUGAGAUGACAAC
Molecule: messenger RNA, 992 nt
Organism: Andrographis paniculata
Lineage: Eukaryota; Viridiplantae; Streptophyta; Magnoliopsida; Lamiales; Acanthaceae
Product: small heat shock protein, chloroplastic
Exons: 3
Coding region: 173-856 (227 amino acids)
Biological process (GO): response to heat
Source: RefSeq, a predicted model, not a curated record